This is a messenger RNA of Neoarius graeffei (lesser salmon catfish), 1640 nucleotides long. RefSeq names its product cell adhesion molecule 1a (gene cadm1a). Gene Ontology annotation, biological process: susceptibility to natural killer cell mediated cytotoxicity; cell recognition; detection of stimulus. Gene Ontology annotation, cellular component: neuron projection; plasma membrane; synapse. The record is from RefSeq and is a predicted model, not a curated record. Gene Ontology annotation, molecular function: signaling receptor binding. The transcript is spliced from 12 exons. NCBI's taxonomy places the organism in Eukaryota, Metazoa, Chordata, Actinopteri, Siluriformes, Ariidae. The coding region runs from base 137 to 1426 and encodes 429 amino acids.
AGCGAUUCGUGAUGACCAGCACUAAUGCAAAUUGCAAUUGUGCGACAGAAGGACCAACCAAAGGAGGGAAGGAGAAGAUAGGUGAAGCGACUCCAAACUCACAGCGGCGUUAGUAAAGAAGAAGCAGGUGUCCAACAUGGCGAACGCGGCCAGCGGAGCUCUUGCAAGUCUCCUGCUUUUAUCCACGAUUGCGGCAGCUGUUCUUCAAGGAGCAGCUCAGUACCCAGUCCAAAGCCAGAACCUGGUGACAGACAACAUCUCGGUGGUGGAGGGGGAAACGGCCACAAUCAGCUGCCGAGUCAAAAAUAAUGACGACUCUGUCAUCCAGCUCCUGAACCCCAACAGACAGACCAUCUACUUCAGAGAUGUCAGACCUUUGAAGGACUCUCGCUUUCAACUGGUCAACUUCUCAGAUAACGAGCUGCGCGUGGCUCUGUCCAACGUGUCUCUCUCGGACGAGGGCAGAUACGUGUGUCAGCUCUACACGGACCCUCCACAGGAGGCCUACGCCAACAUCACUGUGCUGAUCCCACCAAGCAACCCAAUCAUUGAGUCACAUGAGGAAAUUGUAAGCGAGGGCAACGAGACAGAGAUGACCUGCACAGCUAUGGGCAGCAAACCAGCCGCCACCAUCAGAUGGAUGAAAGGAGACAAAGAGCUGCAAGGAAAAUCCAAAGUGGAGGCCACGUAUGACAGGAUGUACACUGUAACCAGCUGGGUAAAGCUCACUGUUACAAAGGAGGAUGACGGCGUUCCUGUCGUCUGCAUUGUGGACCACCCAGCAGUCAAGGACUUUCAAGCUCAGAAAUACCUGGAGGUGCAGUAUAAACCAGAGGUGAAGAUUGUCGUGGGGUUUCCUCAAGGACUAACCAGAGAGGGGGAAAACCUGGAGCUGACGUGCAAGACCAAAGGCAAACCAGAGCCUCAGCAGGUGAACUGGAUGAAGGUGGACGAUGACGUGCCCUCUCAUGCCGUUAUCACUGGCUCGGAUCUCUACAUCGAGAACCUGAACAAGUCUUACAACGGUACUUACCGUUGCGUGGCCUCAAACUCAGUGGGAGAAUCCUAUGACGAUUACAUCCUCUACGUGUACGAUGCCCUUACCACCACCCCUAUACCCACUACAGCCACCACCACCAUGUACACCACCACCUCUCUCCCAGGUAUCACCCAAGUAGACUCCAGAGCAGGAGCAGGAGCUCAAAGAGCGGUGGAUCAUGCCGUCAUCGGAGGAGUGGUGGCCGUCGUGGUCUUCGCCAUGCUCUGUCUUCUUAUUAUCUUGGGCCGAUACUUUGCAAGACACAAAGGUACCUACUUCACACAUGAAGCGAAAGGGGCAGAUGAUGCGGCGGACGCCGACACGGCCAUCAUCAAUGCUGAAGGUGGACACAACAACUCGGAUGAAAAGAAGGAAUACUAUAUCUGAUUGUACAAAUCUCUGGUGGUGUUAUUAAUAUUAUUAUUAUUAUUAUUAUUAUUAUUUUGUUUUGGUUUUUGGAUGGUUGGGAUGGGAGGGGCAUGGAGGGGUUAAGAAUGGGGAAUGUUAUGUUGCUGGGUUUUUUUUCGUUCUUCUUCCUGGGGAUGGAAUGAUGUAGACUACAUGGACACCUGAGAUGAUUUAGCCAUUGUCUUUGAGGAGU